Messenger RNA from Habropoda laboriosa, 1992 nucleotides. Its product is annotated as non-canonical poly(A) RNA polymerase PAPD5-like. The transcript has 8 exons. Gene Ontology annotation, biological process: RNA 3'-end processing. Gene Ontology annotation, cellular component: TRAMP complex; nucleolus. The record is from RefSeq and is a predicted model, not a curated record. Gene Ontology annotation, molecular function: poly(A) RNA polymerase activity; mRNA binding. NCBI's taxonomy places the organism in Eukaryota, Metazoa, Arthropoda, Insecta, Hymenoptera, Apidae. The coding region runs from base 37 to 1758 and encodes 573 amino acids.
CCAUUAAUCGUAAGAUACAGAAUCGAGAACUAUUUAAUGGAUCCGACUAUCGGUUGGUAUCAACCGGAGCAGUUCGGCCCCGCUAAGGAUUUGUGGUUACACAUUUGGGAAGCUGAGAAAGGCCUGGAUAUCUUAACGCUGAAGAACGACUCCUCUUCGAAUGUGAUGGGUGUGAAGCUUCAGCAAGAUUUCAUAUGCUUGGAUUCUCUUAAUUCUCGUGCAGGGGAUCGCAUACAACAUAAUACUUGCGGCACCUAUUACAAUCCGUCGCGCAGGAAAGGUGAUAAUCGUGCUAGUACCUACGGCAUGAACUACAAUUACGAUGCCUUAGUUGGCGAAUACGGCGGCUGUCCGUGGCGGAUACGCAAUAAACAUUACUCAAAAGGAGUUAUCGGGUUACAUGAAGAAAUUGAAGAUUUUUUUGCUUAUAUGUGCCCCUCUAAUGAAGAACAUAGUUUACGAAUGCGUGUUGUCAAAAGGAUAGAACAAGUAAUAUAUGAUCUCUGGCCAGUUUCUAAGGUUGAAGUAUUUGGCAGCUUUCGCACUGGUUUAUAUUUACCUACAAGUGAUAUAGAUUUAGUAGUAAUAGGAAUGUGGACAGAUCUUCCAUUGCGUACUUUGGAACGUGCUUUAUUGGAUCAGAAUAUUGCUGAACCAUCCUCUAUUAAAGUUUUGGAUAAAGCUAGUGUUCCAAUUGUUAAGUUGACUGAUAAGGAAACUGAAAUUAAAGUAGAUAUCAGUUUUAAUAUGAAUAAUGGUGUUAAAUCUGCAGAAUUGAUAAAUUCUUUUAAGAAGCGGUAUCCAGUAUUGGAAAAAUUAGUUAUGGUAUUAAAGCAAUUCUUGUUACAAAGAGACCUGAAUGAAGUGUUUACUGGUGGAAUCUCCUCAUACAGCUUAAUACUCAUGACUAUCAGUUUUUUACAGUUACAUCCCAGGCAAAAUGCUUAUUGCUCGAAUGCUAAUCUUGGAGUGCUAUUAAUAGAAUUUUUGGAAUUAUACGGUAGGAAAUUUAAUUAUGUUAAAACAGGAAUUCGUGUAAAAGAUGGUGGUACUUACAUAUCGAAAGAAGAGGUUCAAAGAGAUAUGAUAGAUGGCCAUCGACCUUCGUUACUAUGCAUAGAAGAUCCUCUGACACCAGGAAAUGAUAUUGGUCGUAGUAGUUAUGGUGCUCUGUAUGUAAAAGAUGCAUUUGAUUGGGCUUAUUACGUCCUUUCACAAGCAGUUAGUCCCUUAAAUAUUUUAGUUAAUGAUGCAAAUAAAGUGAGUAUACUAGGAAGAAUAAUUCGCGUGACAGAUGAGGUAAUAGAAUACCGCAAAUGGAUUAAAGAAACAUUCCCGCUACCUUUGAAUGAGGUAGAUUCGUUGUCAAGUUCAACUGGAUCUGAUGCAUCAACACUUUCUGCUCCAGCUAGUGAUACGGAUUCCGAAUGUAGUCGUGGAAAUUCUCCGAACACUAGUGGAAAAGGAGAAGACAGGAAUAAGGAAAGACAUGUAUAUAAUAAUCAACAUACUCACCAUCAUUCACAAUGGAAAAAACCAUUUAAAGGAACUGCUCAUGGUAAUCACCACCACAGUUCUAGAGGAAAUUAUCAUCAUCGAGGAAUAAACAAUAAUAUAAGUGGACAGAGUAAAGCAAAACACUCUCUUCACAGUAAUGGAAGUAAUAAUAAUAGUCACAGUCCAAGUUCAAGGUCACAAACCGUCAAACGAAAAAAACAGUGCAUUACACCUCGUGGUACUGGAGAUUGUGUACGGUGAUGAAACGUGAAAAAUAAUGUUGAACUUUGUCUCACACUUAAGUAGAGAGCUCAAUAUCAUAAUCGUGUGGUGAAAAGACAUUGAUUAACUUUCAUCACGCAACUAAAUUAUCCUUUCCACUUUAGUGUACAGAGGGGCUCAGUGUCUAUAAUGAUGUGGAGUUGACAAACUCUGUGUUUCUCUUUUCUUAUAUGGACAAAAAAGUGGCCCCAGUGUAGUUAAGUUCUUCAUUUC